GCUGCGGCUUAAUUGGCGCUGACAUGCACGCGCCGCGGCUCGGCCUCAGUCCCCGGAUGGUGAGGGAGCGCUGCGGGAAACAUGGACGUGCUGACCGACGAGCGAGUUCGCAAGUUCAGAGACGAAGGGUACCUGGUUCUGGAGGAGUUCUUGGACUCCAAGGAGUGCGAUGCCCUCAGAGCAAGGAUGAAGGAAAUUGUGGAGAACAUGGAUGUACCAGCACAUUGCCGAAUCCAGUUCUCCACUGAGCAUGAAGAGCAGCUGAAGGCACAGGGAAGUGCUGAUUAUUUUAUCACCAGUGGAGACAAGAUACGCUUUUUCUUUGAAAAGGGAGUUUUUGAUGACAAAGGAGAAUUUAUUGUGCCAAGAGAACAAUCUCUGAAUAAAGUCGGACAUGCCCUUCAUGCAUAUGAGCCACUGUACAAAAGUGUCACCCAUUCCCCAAAGGUUCAGAACAUGGUUAAGCAGCUUGGGUUGAAGAAACCUGUGAUUGUGCAGAGCAUGUAUAUAUUCAAGCAACCUGGAAUUGGAGGAGAAGUCACUCCACACCAGGAUGCCACCUUCCUGUAUACAGAGCCUCUGGGACGAGUGAUAGGUGUGUGGAUUGCCCUGGAGGAUGCCACGCUGGACAAUGGAUGCCUGUGGUUUAUCCCUGGUUCCCACAAAAGCGGAAUCACCCGACGGAUGGUACGUACCUCAAAAGAGACCUACCCCCUCACAGACUUCAUAGGAAGGGAGCAGAACCAUGAUGAGAAGCUAUUUGUUCCUGCACCUGUCAAGAAAGGAGGACUGGUUCUGAUCCAUGGGGAGGUGGUCCACCGAAGUGCCCAAAAUACCUCGGACCACUCCCGACAGGUGUACACCUUCCACAUCAUGGAGUCUCAGGACACGCACUGGAGCCCUGAGAACUGGUUACAGCCCACAGCAGAACUACCUUUUCCUUCUCUCUACACUUAAAGUGGAGUGGAAUUAAAGUUCAUGCACUACAGGCAACCUUCUUUAUAAAGCAUUUUGAUGGACCAAAAAUUUGCAAUUCUUUGACUUAAAGAUGUUGAAUUUAUUGUGCUCUUCAGAUGGUUUUAUUAGAUACAAAAAUCAUUACACAUCAAGGAAAAUGCAAGUUUUGCAUAAGAGUUAUAUGGAUUGUAAUCAAACAACAAUGAAUUUUAAUAAAGCUUUAAAUGUUUUUAUGCUAGCUGGAUGUCAACUAAUCAUGCUAUACGUGUGGGCUGAACAGAGAUCAAACAAAUGUCUAUUGGACAUGUUCAGCUCAGGACAGGACUUAUAUUCAAGAGAUUCUGUUGAAUUCUUCUGGAACAAGAAGGAACAGAAGCACAAGAUCAGAUUUUGAAAAUCCCUUUUACUGUUUUAUCAUUAAUCACAUUCCUUUAAUGCUUAAUGUAAUGUCAAAAGAAAAGAGAUCAUUACAAAAAAGCACAUGCAAUACAAAAUGGAAAUUGGGGUUACUACAUAUUCACAGCCACUGUUGAAAUUCAUAACAUUUUAACCUGAACAUAAUGAAAUACGAAGCAUAGCUUAGUAUUUACAAAGCUGUAUUUGAAUAUGAAAAUGCUACACUGCAUUUUGUCAGAAUCCAGCUCCACACCAGUUUUUUUUUUUUUGAUUACUCAUAGCUUAUGUCAGAGGAGUGCAAUUAAUAAAGUAGUACUCCUUUGAUCCAUUACACAUAUACUCUUCAUGUCUACUCCUUGGUCCUGACACCGUGGAUCUCAUUUUGAAAACUUCACAAGGUUCCUUUACUUUUAUGCCAUAUAACUCGCAGUGGAAUUCACUAGAGAUAUAAGAAAGGCUAGCUGUAUUUGUGAACCCAUAACCUUCUGUUAGCUGUAACAAAGGCUUGAAGUGGGAACUCAAAACUACUGUUUGUUGGUUCCCUGGUCAGAAAGGGGAGUUGUGGAGGAUCUCAUGUAUCAGUGAGUGGAGUACUACAGUUUAUUUUCUGCCACCACAUAGUCACCCUGACUUAUGCCACUUCUGCAGAUCAUCUCUACAUCAUAUAUUAAAAAAUGUCAAUUGCUUUUAUGCUAUUUAUACAGUGUAUUUAAAUAUACUGUUGCUUUUCAAAUGGUAUAUUCUAAUUGCAUUUAUUGUGUGGUUUUACAGACAACUGUCGGUAAGUUUGUCAACCAAGUUUAAAUCAGGACCAAUACCGGAAAUAUUUCCCCAGAUCAUAGAAAGCAGAAUGCUGAGCACAGUAUAAAAUAAACACUACAUAAAAACUAUCUUCAUGUACAUUUUGACAUUUGAGAUUUGUUGUAGAAUUAAUAAAGACCAAUACACAACCACUAACAAACUUGUUCAACUGGUUUAGAAACACUUGGACAUUGACAACACCCAGUUAUCCAUGCAGCUAUUGUUAAAAUUAGGUAAUUCUAUUUUUAUUCCAUGGAUGAUCUGCAAAACUGAUAUCAGGCAAAUGCAAAACACAAUUCGUGGUUCAGAUUUGCAUUGAAAAAGGGAUAUGAUGCAUACUGAUGUAGAUGACUGUUUUUCUGCUCUGUGUUAAAUUACUGACAGUCAAGUAGCAUGUAUUAUAAUAUUGGGACUGUGCAAACAGAAGUCAGCAAGAGCUGAGUGAGAGCGAUCAUACAUGGUAUAGUGUUGAAGAAAAUCUGAGGUGCCCUUAAUCACAUAAUAAAAGAGGAAACAAGUGAUCAAGAAACACUUCCAAGUCAAAGGUAUAAAUAAGUUAAAUAUAAAAAUAUGCUGGUUUGAUUACGUGCUGAGAAAAAUCACAUAAUGGUGCUAGCUUUAAAAUUAAGUUACUUCAGUCUUGACUUUUAAAUUAUUCUUCGGUAGAUUCUCACAUUUAACUGUACUUCCAAUGAAGAGCGACAAUCACAGAUGCACGACGCUGCAUGGACCGUAUUGUUCGGCGUAUAUUUCCACCUAGUGGACACUCAUGUUCACUAUUCAAUAUUGGCCAAGGUGCAGCGGGUCACCUUGCAAUACAGUUUAUUUACAGUGCACUUUAUUCUUAUGAGGUGCUCUAUUCUGAAAACACACUCAAAACCCCCAUUCACGUGGUUACAAAUAUUGUAAUAACAACCACAAACACAUACUUGCAUCACAAAGUAAUCGGUUCAACUAAAACAGGAACAAAAAUAAGCACCGAUUAAAUACAUCAAUAAGUACAAUCAUUAACAAUGCACUUUAUGAUGAGGAAGCAACCACCCAGCAACGGUUGAGUGGAAAACAAAAGCUCUAGAUUAGUGUGAAACUGGAGAAAAUAAACUGCAGGAGGUCUCGGUCCACGAACAGGAGGGUCUUCCUACUUGGUCGCCUUGUUCUACCACAAAACACUUAAUUCAGUCUGGAGCCCCAGAGCAGGGGGCAUUUCAUCAUAUACUCAAGUGACAAAAAACAGGUUUCUAUACUUCUUAAAGUAUCUAUUGUGACUGGUAUCUUUGAAGAAAAUUUUACAUUUCUGCUGUUGGCUCCUGCUCCUGUGUGUCAUUUAUUGUUCUACAGUGUACUAAAAACUCUCAACACAGUAAGUUCACAAACAAAAGAUAAUGUUGUUAAAUCCAUGAUUGAUAAAUGUACCGCAAAAUUUAAAUGUAUCACUGUAAACAUCUAAAUUGAAAAUUUUGGUAUUUUAUUUUAAACAAAGUUUUGAGUAUGGAUUAGUGAAGUCUGGAGCAAUACACUUGGAUCACGUAAUUUAUUAAUUUUGAUAGCUCUGCCGUGUGCAGUUUCUCUGCAGGAUGGACUUCAUGGUCUAUAUUAGCAUCAUUGAGCAGCGAGCUCUUGCAACAUGUCCUUCUCAUCAGAAAUUAACAAAGGAGAAUCAUUAACUGAAGUUUGUCCAAACCUACAAUUAGGUUAAAGGCCUAAACAAAAGUUCUGCAAAUGUUUCUCUCCAGGCUUUAACCUUUGAGAUGUAUCAGAGUUCUAUAACGCUGGCUCCUAAAAGCCAUCCAGGCCAAAAAUGCUGAUCUUCAAACUACAUGGCAAAAUUCAAUCCCCUUUAAAUAAUUCAGUCUGGGGUUUCUGACUGCUACAGAAACACCUGCCAUUUUCUUCCUAGCAAUAUCAGUUUCAGCAAAAAAAGUAAAAAAGAUCUAGUGUCAGAUAAAAAUAAAACCCUGAGGUUAAAAUUAAGUGUAACUUAUAAUGCAAUCUCUGUUCCAUAACUUUCUUAAAGGCAGUCCCUGUAAUAAUACAUGAAUCAUGAUGGCCUUAUGAUUAUAAAAUGCAAAGUGACACUUAAGUACAAAAUGUACUGAUGUCUCUGCAAAGUUAAUGCAGCAAUGAACUUUGUCUACAUGAUGCAUUUUCUAAAAUAGGACUAUUCACUUAAAUGUAGUGCCACCCAUAUGAAAAACAGGUCUGUUUUAAAAUGCCUAACGAUGCAUAAUUCUCUGGGCAAGACAUAACCGAAACAAAUAUUAUUGGGAAGAAGGCAUACAAUUCCAGAUUACCUUUUCAAA
Scleropages formosus (Asian bonytongue) is the source of this 4454-nucleotide messenger RNA. RefSeq names its product phytanoyl-CoA dioxygenase domain containing 1 (gene phyhd1). NCBI's taxonomy places the organism in Eukaryota, Metazoa, Chordata, Actinopteri, Osteoglossiformes, Osteoglossidae. Bases 82 to 957 code for a protein of 291 amino acids. The transcript is spliced from 11 exons. The record is from RefSeq and is a predicted model, not a curated record.